This is a messenger RNA of Brassica rapa (field mustard), 4236 nucleotides long. RefSeq lists its product as uncharacterized. The record is from RefSeq and is a predicted model, not a curated record. Gene Ontology annotation, molecular function: RNA-DNA hybrid ribonuclease activity; nucleic acid binding. NCBI's taxonomy places the organism in Eukaryota, Viridiplantae, Streptophyta, Magnoliopsida, Brassicales, Brassicaceae.
AUGGAGAACUUAAUGGCAAGAACAGCUGCAGCUAUGCUAACUCGGGCGCUUCAAAACCAGCACCAGAAUGCGACUAUCGCCGCUGCCACCAAUUUUAACCUUGAGGCUCAAUUAGAGCAGAUUGAUCAAGACCAGACGCAGACGCACACGGAACCGGAACAUAUCAUACCACUGGUGACUCGAAAGAAGAGAGGCAGACCCUCUGGGAAAACCGCUACAGCGGGAAAAAACACUGGCCUAAGUGGAACGGGACCAAAGAAAAGGAAGGUGCUUGCCAUUCAAAACUCCCCAAGAGUUAGAAAAUCGAGUACCUCCAGGACUACUCAAAACAGCAGGAGAACUAUCCCUCAGAACCAGAGCAGAGCAACCCAGGUCCCAAAACCACCGUCACGAAGGGCUACUACAGUAACAACAGACGGAGAGGCUGAAGCACAAAAGACAGAGACAUCGAGAGCAUCUAGUAGCAGAAGAGGCGCCACUUCCCCAAGAAAUGAAGCAAGGACGGCGGAUUUUCACGAUCCGCAAAGCUAUCAUGUUCCACCUCAUAGUCCGGGAGGAGGAGGACUUACUCUACUUUGGAACCCCUCCGUAGAGCUCUCUGUUGUAUCAUCGUGUGACAACUUUAUUGAUACUGAGAUCAUCUAUAAAAAGAAACGGUUUCAUGCGACUUUCACUUAUGGAGCUCCUGAACACCAAAACAGGAGAUUAGUGUUGCAAAAGCUUACUGAUAUUUCGCAGAGUAGAGACGGGCCUUGGUUUUUGACGGGUGACUUCAAUGACAUCGUUGAUAAUAGUGAAAAGGAAGGCGGACCAGUUCGAGCAGAAGGAACUUUUGUGGAUUUCCGUACAUUCAUGUCAACUUGCGACCUGUUUGAUCUGAGACACUCAGGAAAUCCUUUGUCGUGGAGAGGUGUUAGAUACACUCACACCGUACUAUGCCACCUUGACAGAGCCCUCUCCAACAGCCUUUGGGCAGAACAAUUCCCAUCAGGAAGGUGCUCGUAUCUUGAAUUCGAGGGGUCUGACCAUCGCCCAUUAAUAUCGUAUUUCGAACCAGAUACAAAACGAAGAAGGGGUCUAUUCAGGUACGAUAGGCGCCUCUGUAAAAAUGAAGAAGUCAGGGAUCUCAUAGCAGUGGCAUGGUCGUCAAACAGAGAAUCUGUGGAACACAAGAUAGCAGCAUGCCGAAGAGCCAUUUCGAAAUGGAAUCGCGAACAUUAUGAAAAUAGCCAGGCAGCGAUCAGUAAGGAGAAGUUACGUUUAGAGAAAGCAAUGGUCCGAAGAGCCAUCAACAAGUUUUCAGUUAUAGAAAAUGCAGAAGGAGAUGCAGUCUAUGAAGAACCAGAGAUUUUUGAGGUCAUUACAAAGUACUUUGCUAAUCUGUUCUCGACAAAUAACUCAGACCCAUCUAACAUCGUGGAGGAAGCCUUAAGAAAGUCCAUCACCCCAGAAGAUAGGGACGCAUUGACAGGUAUACCCACAGCUAAGGAAAUCAAAGAAGCCCUGUUCUUGAUCCACCCAGAUAAGGCCCCGGGGCCUGACGGCUUCUCGGCAGGGUUCUUCAGGACAAACUGGUCUACGGUUGGACCCGCCAUCAUAGCUGAAAUUACGGACUUCUUCAGACAUGGAACUCUCCCACAGAACAUCAACCAUACUCACCUGCGCCUAAUACCAAAGAUCACAGCACCAAAGACAGUGGCAGAUUAUAGACCGAUAGCUUUGACUAACGUCUAUUACAAGAUUAUUUCGAAAAUCAUCACGAGAAGGCUGCAACCGGUACUGGACUCCAUCAUCUCCGAAAAUCAAUCUGCUUUUGUGCCAAACAGAGUGAUUACAGACAACAUAAUGAUAACACACGAAACUCUUCAUUUUCUCAAGAGAUCGGGAGCUACAAAACAUUGCUCUAUGGCUGUGAAAACAGAUAUGAGCAAGGCUUAUGAUAGGCUAGAGUGGAAAUUUAUUGAGGCGGUGCUCCGGAGAUUUGGAUUCCAUGAGGUUUUCUGCGGUUGGAUUAUGAGUUGCAUCACGACAGUGACAUACUCUGUCUUAUUCAACGGCGAGGUCCAAGGAAUGAUAUACCCAACUCGAGGCAUCCGGCAGGGAGACCCGCUGUCCCCUUACAUCUUCAUACUUUGUAGCGAGGUUUUAUCGGGUUUAUGCAUGGAGGCGCAGCGAAGAGGUUCACUGGCAGGGGUUCGGGUCGCAAAAGCUAGCCCAAGAAUAAAUCACUUAUUAUUCGCUGAUGACACGAUGUUCUUUGCCAAAACGACCAUCAGUAGUGUCAAUGCACUAAAGGAAGUCCUGAAGAAAUAUGAAGCUGCAUCUGGUCAAAUGAUCAACACAGAGAAAUCUGCGAUCACUUUCUCCAAAAAGGCGCCAGCUGAAGUGAGAGAAAGGGUUAAAGAAUGCCUGGGUAUUGCUAAGGAAGGGGGGGUAGGAAAGUAUCUAGGCUUGCCAGAGCACUUUGGGAGGAGGAAGAGAGAUCUUUUCACCUCGAUUGUGGAUCGUAUACGACAAAAAGCGGCAAGCUGGAGUACUCGUAAGCUCUCGGCCGGAGGAAAACUGACCAUGUUGCAGUCAGUCCUGCUACCAAUUCCCUCUUUCUCUAUGAUGGCUUUUAAACUGCCGAAAGGUCUCACCAAUAGGAUACAAUCAGCCUUCACGAGAUACUGGUGGGAUGAUAACCCGGAGACGCGGAAGAUGUGCUGGAUCGCUUGGUCGCGAGUUGCAAAACCGAAAUCGGAAGGAGGGUUAGGAGUGAGAGACGUUGAGGCUUUCAAUGAUGCCCUACUAGCUAAGCAGGGGUGGCGGAUUUUAAACAAUCCAGACUGUCUACUUGCCAAAGUGAUGACAGGAAAAUAUUGUACCACUUCCUCGUUCCUGGCUGUACCAGCUUCAAGCUCAUGUUCACAUGGAUGGAGAAGCAUCCUAUGCGGAAGAGAUCUCUUACUGCAGAACAUGGGUAAAACUAUAGGAAAUGGAGAGAGUACAAAGAUUUGGGAAGAACCGUGGAUCUCACUGGAUGUACCAACUAGACCGAUUGGCCCGCCGAACCUCUCUUCAAAGGACCUAACAGUUUCACACUUGUUAACUCAACCAACAGGAGCUUGGGACCGAGAUAAAGUGGAUUUGCUGCUUCCCCAUGAAGCUCAUAAAAUCCUUCUCCUUAAACCAAGUAGAACAGGAGGCCAAGAUAAGCAUUGCUGGUUAGCGACUAAAAGUGGUGAAUACUCUACAAAGACAGGUUAUCAUACAGCCCUGAAGCAGUUACAGCCCGAACAGAGUCCACCCCCCCAACCGAUGAUAUGUGACUGGAUGGCAGACAUUUGGUUGCUCCCCAUCCCACCCAAGAUAAAAGUUUUCCUAUGGAAGAUAGUACAGCGUGCGCUACCGUUGGGAGAUACGCUAGCUUCAAGAGGUAUCCCAGCAACGUGCCUCGCUUGCACUCAUUGUGGAGAUCGAGAGACGGCGAACCAUCUGUUCUUGACAUGUCCUUUUGCGAGACAGAUUUGGAACCAAACCCCGAUCCAUAAUGUGAUGAACAUAAUUGAUUCUGCAGAUUUCCAAAGAGCCCUCAAAGACUCAAAGAAGGCCCGAAACCUUCCUCCCAUAGGAAUGAGAAUGGGGUCUCUCUUUCCAUGGAUAUGCUGGAACCUAUGGAUUGCUAGAAACCAUAAGAUAUUUCAGAACAGGUGUUUUGAGGCGAAGGAGGUCCUCUCGAAAGCGAUUGCGGACGCACUGGAAUGGCAAACAGCUCAGGAACAGUCUAUCACUGGUCUGGCCACUGAGCAGAACACAAUUGUCCAAAGGCCUCCUCCCCAAAUGAACCCAGAUAUCAUCACGGUGAACACAGAUGCAGCUUGGAAGGAAUCAGAACAGAAAGCGGGGUUGGCUUGGCUGUUCUCGGAUAACACAGGCAGGAUACUGGCACGGGGAACCUCGCUCGAACUCUACGUCCCCUCCCCCUUAGUGGCAGAGGGCAUGGCGUUAAGAGAAGCCUUACUCCAUGCGCAAGCUCUUGGCUUUAACAAACUAUGCAUCAAAUCAGACGCUCAGAUCAUCAUCAGAGCUAUCAAUAGGAGAGACCCAAUCAAGGAACUUUGCGGAAUCCUACAGGAUAUCCUAAAUUUGUCUUGUUACCUCUCUGUUUCCUCCUUCAUUUUUAAUUCUCGCAAAGACAAUAUGGCCGCUGAUGCUCUUGCUAAGAGAGUAUUAGUUGAAACAAUCUAUGUGUAA